Labeo rohita (rohu) is the source of this 2959-nucleotide messenger RNA. RefSeq lists its product as uncharacterized. Gene Ontology annotation, molecular function: growth factor activity; receptor tyrosine kinase binding; glial cell-derived neurotrophic factor receptor binding. Lineage: Eukaryota; Metazoa; Chordata; Actinopteri; Cypriniformes; Cyprinidae. The record is from RefSeq and is a predicted model, not a curated record.
GGCUCUUUCUAAAUGCUGCAAUCUAACCACGUCAAGAAUGCUUUUGACAGCUUUAAGGCUGUUUAUUUGACGGACAACGGCUCUUUUUAACACUGUAGCUUUGUCCGCAGGCAAGUCAGCACCGGCCACGCUCAGAGAUCACACCGGUCUCUCUCUAUAACAACAAUGAGCAUGGUUUCUAAAGGCAUUAUGACCGUGAUGAAUUGGACACCUUUGAAUAUACAUUUGUAUGCAUGUGUAUGUGUCACCCGCAUGUUGCUCUCUCGAGUUUACAUUACCGACUUGGGUAUGUACAUGUACAACUGUAGGUUGCUGUAUAAUAAAGCCGUUCCUUGUUCUUUCAUGCAGGUGGGAGUUUGGUGGUGGCCGAGGAGUCAGAUCAGAGCAAUGCCUGCCAUGCCAUCAGUCACCGAUACAUCAUGUCACAGGAAACGCUGGCAGGUGCUUGUAUGGGUUGUGAUGUCUCUGCUGCCCCUAGUGGCAGGAGACAGGUCACGUUUUCGUGCAGAAUCCGAAGCCGCAGUAGGAUUUGCUGGGAUGGAGGAGCUGCCGUUAGAGGCUUUUCCAGACGCUGAGGAAGAGUUCGAGGAGGGCAGUGACUCCCCAUGGCACGGUUUGUUUGAGCCAUCUGUGCUCGUCGAGGACGACCAACAACCAGCGAGAUGGGAACGUUCCCCCCGCUCGCCGGACACUUCUGACAUACAGACCAAAGGUGCGCGCAAGAAAAAGAAGAAAAAAGAGAAGGAGGAAAAGAAAAAGAAAGAGAAGAGCAGCAGGGGACGGCAUAGCAGUCGGGACUGUCGCGUGGAGAAACGUGAGAUGCACGUGCGGGACCUGGGAAUGGGCUUCGACUCAGACGAGAUUGUCGUUUUCAAGUUCUGCGUCGGCUCCUGCCAGAGGUCUCGUGGGAACUACGACUUGGCUCUGCGCGCUCUGCUGGCCAACGGUAGUCUGCCCAAGCGCACGGCCAGGAAGAUUAGCGUACACCCUUGCUGCCGGCCCACGGGCUAUGAACCGGUCUCUUUUAUGGAUGCUACCACAACCUGGAGAACCAUCAAGUCCCUCUCCGCAGCAGACUGUGAGUGCGUGGGAUGAGGCGAGCUGAAGAGGGGAGGGGGAGCGUGACCUGAAGAAAUGGUGCAACGAGAGAAAAAGGAGGAAUCGGGAAGCCUCCUGGGCCGUGGCUACAGAACAAGGUCGGGUGGGUUGGCCAUGGUGAGGAGCUGUGAGGGAAUUUGGUUUUGCUGUGAGUGAUUCACAACAACAGCCUAUGCCUAAAAACGUUCAUCACACCAAACCUCGACAGAAAAGCUUGAAUGAGGUUAGAAUACGAAUUGACCGAGUCAGAGAGAUGACGAGAGACUCUUUGGGCUCAAUGUGGAGAGAUUUUGAGGAUGGAAGAACAGCAACUUUGGAUCGUCCAUCUGAACGGCUCUAUAAACAAACUACAUGUUAUAACUCGACGAGCAUUUGCUUACCAGGAGUUUCAUCAGACUUGGAUACAGCACGAAAUCCUGGUUCAUUUGUCAGACUCAUUUGUUGAUCCUGGAUGUCAGUGCCCAUUUUCCUGGCCUACAGUCUGGCAUGUAAUAUUUCAGCCAGAUUAGCAACAUUUGGAUCAUUCAUUAUUAACAGCACAUUAUUGUUGUAAUUACAAUGUAAUUGCACAAACAUAUGUGGAGUAUUAUUAAAAGUUUAGCCCGAUAGAAAACACACAGGCCAGUUAGUAUUACCCUUUCAGCUGGAAGCGCUGAAGGUUGAUUGUAUUUGCAGUAGGGUUUUCAUUUCUCAGGAUUUUUACAGGAAUGAUAUGAACUAUUUUUUAAUCUUACAUUUUUAAUCCUUUUUAAUACCAAAAAUAAAGAGGUAUUAAAAGGGUUCAUGUUUGAUGAGGCCAGUUUUUUAUAUAGGAAGUUGAUGAAAGAUAUACAGUAGUAAAAUGAAUAAAAUAUAUAAAAUUAAUAUUUGAUGCUUAACCAUAGGGGCAAUAGUCUUUUUCCAAUUUAUUUUAUGCUGGUACAUCAAAUAUUAAUGUACAAAGUACAUAUUAUCAUUAACAUACGUUACGUAAGCAUGAUGUCAAACUAUGUGAAACAAUAGUUGGAUUUAGCUACAUACCAACUAAAGGUCCGUUUUUAGCCAUUUUUAGCAUUCAUAUAUUGAUUUAGUUGCACCAUAGUUAUUUGGCCUUACACGUUUUCCCCGUUCUAGUUAACGACAAAAAAAGAAAUUAAUGUGCAUAAUGUGAUGUCUACCAGACUGUGCUUUAGCAGGGUCAUUAGCGUUCUCUUUUAUCAAGACAGAUGAUGACCACAAUGCAUUUGCCAUUGUUUAUUUGACUGUUACCAAAUGGAUGCCAUGCAUCCCUUAACAUUUACUGUACACUUAACAGAUAUCAUAUUUAUUUUUUCAUUUAAGUUAUUUAUUUAUUACCAUGUCUACAUAUGUGUCUUGUGGAUGUUUAUAUUUAUUGUUUAUACUUUGGCCUGUGUUCUUCAACCCCUGUCAUCUCACGAUGAACCAGCGUGGGUAACAACAAGGCUUUGAAGAAGAUCAGCUGCAAAAUAUCACAGUUGCGGAAAAACUAAACUAUUAAACCCAAAGGUUUUCGUGGACUUGUAGAUAACUUUGUCAUGAUCUGACAAGGGAUUUCAUUGGGUGCUUUUCUGAGUCCUCCAAGGGUUAUAAAACUCUGAGAGCACUUACUGGGAAGUCUCAGAUUCAAUUUAUGAAAAGGAAAUUAAAGUAGUUUUCUUCCAAAACACUAAGGAUGAGGGGGAGAUGGAUUGUGUUCUGGCUAGUCCAUCUGUCUGCCCGAUCUGCUGACCUUAAGAGUCCUGAUGUUUCAAUAUUAAAAGCUGCUCCGAAAAGACAUCUAAAAAUAUUGUUUUAAAAAGCUGACAACAAUUGCUUUGCUUCAGUAUUUUACAUGUGUUAUUUAUCAGUUAUAAUUGUUGUU